Molecule: messenger RNA, 3815 nt
Organism: Cygnus atratus (black swan)
Lineage: Eukaryota; Metazoa; Chordata; Aves; Anseriformes; Anatidae
Gene: GOSR2
Product: golgi SNAP receptor complex member 2
Exons: 6
Coding region: 104-742 (212 amino acids)
Biological process (GO): intra-Golgi vesicle-mediated transport; vesicle fusion
Cellular component (GO): Golgi apparatus; late endosome membrane; endoplasmic reticulum membrane
Molecular function (GO): SNAP receptor activity; SNARE binding
Source: RefSeq, a predicted model, not a curated record
GGCGGAAGCCGAGGGUGGCGGAGCCGGAUGCGACGUGGGCGGCGGAGCGGAGAGGACUGGGCCGUGCCGAGCCGAGCCGAGCCGUGCCGGGCCGAGUCGUGCCAUGGAGGCACUCUACCACCAGACCAACAAACAAGUCCAUGAAGUCCAAUCUUACAUGGGACGUCUGGAAACUUCAGACAAACAGUCAGUACACUUAGUAGAAAAUGAGAUUCAAGCAAGAAUAGACAAUAUAUUCAGCAACUUGGAACGUCUGGAAAUCCUGUCUAGUAAAGAACCUCCCAAUAAGCGACAAAAUGCUAAACUCCGAGUUGACCAGCUGAAGUAUGAUGUUCAGCAUCUACAGACAGCUCUGAGGAACUUUCAACAUCGCCGUUACAUCCGGGAGCAGCAGGAACGACAGCGAGAAGAGUUACUAGCACGUACAUUCACUACUAAUGACUCUGACACCACCAUACCGAUCGACGAAACAUUACAGUUUAAUGAAUCCCUGCAGAAUGCCCAUCGUGGCAUGGAUGAUCUUAUUGGCAGUGGGACCAACAUCCUUCAGGGGCUGAGGGACCAGAGAGUGACAUUAAAGGGUACUCACAAGAAGAUCCUGGAUGUUGCCAACAUGUUGGGCUUAUCCAAUACUGUAAUGCGGCUGAUUGAGAAGCGAGCCUUUCAAGAUAAAUAUUUUAUGAUUGGGGGAAUGAUUUUGACUUGUGUAAUUAUGUUUCUCGUCGUGCAGUAUCUGACAUGAGCUACUAAGCUAUUGCCAGAGGAUAUCGUCUUUUGGAGCAAAAUGGACUGCCCUCCAAAAUGUGCUUUCCUCUGAGUGCUGCUUUGGAUGAGCCCCUCCUGAGAACUUCAGAGUUUACAAAUCACACUCAAGACAUGUCAUGUGGAAAGCACAUAGGAGGACAGAUUUCUUUGGAGACACUGUAGUUUAAAAUGACCCUAUAAAAAUAUCCUUAGCCAUUACUACUCUCAUAUUAUUGUCUGUAAGUUUAAGAAUCUGGUUAAGUAGGAGGCAGAAGUGAAAUUUUUGCCUGGCUGUUAUGCAAGUCAGGAGUGUUGGGUAGAUAGGGGAGAAGAGGAUGCAAAGGUACAACAUAAGAUGAAGUGAGCCUUUCCUGUGAUAGCUAGAAAUGAUCCUCGUGAGUGUAUUUUCUGUUGAAAAAAUGCCACUGGAGAAUUCUGCACUGUUUGUGGGCAUGCUCCUACAGAUUGUGCAAAAAGAGGAAGUGAAGGGUUCCCAUUUGCAACUGCACUCUUCUGCUUGGAGGGUAAAGGACUUGUGGGGAAGGGUCUUAACUCUAAAAGCAUGGUCAUAACCUCUGCUAGUUUUUUGUAUACCCAUACGGUUUUACCCAGCAAUCUUCAGUUAAGACUGAAAUGCUUCUCAUCUUAUUUGAAAUAAGUUUUGGUAUCUUUUUAUGUUCUGCUGCUUCCCAGUGGAAGCUGAAUGCUGUACUCCUCCCUGCUUCCAGUCAGGUGGAGAUCAGUGAGUGUCAUCUCACUGCACACAAUACCAAAUUCAACCUCCAAAAAACUGGGCAAUACCAAAUUCAACCUCCAAAAAACUGGGAGCAUUUUUGGUGCUAGUGCACAUCGUGUUGUGGUGAAUUGUAUUCAUUAUCUGAGGUGGUUGGUUGGGGUUUUCUGAUCCAUAGCUGGUAUUUUUGAAUUCAGUGAAGCAGGCAAGUUCUUGCUGUGUUCAAACUGAAACUUGUGAUAUUUGUGUUUAUAGAGCUGGAAUGGGCUCUUUUUUUUUUUUUUUUUUUUUUUUUUAUAACAUUCAAAAUAGCAGUGUGAUCAUCAGAAGAGUUUCCUUAACUUAGUGCCUUGGGAUGGUAAACAUGUCCCUUGUCCUUGGGAAGGGUAUUUCCAUUAUUCUCUCUACCUGUGAAUUUACUGUGAAGGACAUUCUCAUACAAAUCAUCUCACAGAGAUGAUAGCUUAGAUUUUGUAUCUUCUUGACUGUAGAUAUUUAUCCAUUUAAACAUACACAGUUAAGAAAUGCCUCCUGUGGUACUCAUUUCCCUGAAGACUGGGGAUUCUGUUGGAAGGGCCAUCGUGAAGUUUGAAACAGCCUUCCAUUUCAAGCAUCAUCCAUUUCAGUCAGCCUUCAGAUACAUUCUCAUUUUGUGUACAAGUCAGGAGCAUUUCCAAAUGUCUGACAGUGUCACGUUCAGAUAAUGUGGCAUUCUGUUGGGUGUUCAUUUUUUUUUCUGUCUGGAAUGGUUAUGGGUCUUUUAAUUAAUAACAGUUUACAAAUCCUGCAUUUCUUUGCUCCAGUAAGUUUUGCUUUUAUAAUUACAUAGCUUGUUGCAGUUUUUUUUUUCAGUUAUUAAUACCAUUCCUCCAAUUUCAGCUAAUAUGGACAAGUUAAAGAGGCUUCAGCAGUGCUUGUUUACGUUUGCAUGUUUAAAGUAUUGACUGAUCCAUGUGCUGUGGCAUAACUUUAAAGCCCAGAAUGAGACUCCCCAGUUUGAUCAGCUGUCACUGUCCAGUCAGCUUCGUAUUUGGAAUCCAGGGCAAGUAAAACGUCAGUAGUCAGAGCACUAGCUGCUGCCCUGCAGACACAACAGUGGAAGAGGCCAAGAUGCCAUCAGUGUCUAGACAAUCCUGUCAGGGGGUUCAGCAGAAGAAAGCAGAAAAGUGUCAGUGGUUGUUGAAUAUCCUAUGUGCUGCACACCUUCUGGCUGGCCGUUUUGUUCUUAAUGUGUUUGAUGUUUCCCAAGUGUUUAAAGCUCUUUGUGUUCCUCAAUCUGCUGCACUUUCUCAAGAAAACAUGUUAGCAGACCACGUACAGAAUCACUUUGCAUGUCAGCCACAAGUACUAAGGAAUCAGAAAGUUGGUAAUGAGAGAUCAUGUGUCUUACUGUAUCUUUAAUCUAAAUUUACCUUGAAUUUAUUUUAAAUCUGAAAUUCAUCAUGAUAGAUUUUAGCACAGAAUGCACUUGUUAAAUCAUUUUCUAUUAGAUCAAUUGGGCACCUUGUAAAGGAUCCCUGGCAAAUCUUCUGUCCUGAUCCAACUCCACCUUGGUUUCACAACUUUAUUGUUUAAAGUUUAUAUAUUUGUGACUUGGCGUAGCAGGAAUCGUCUUAUACCAAGGUAAGGACUCUAGUCAGUUUUUCUUCUUUACAGCUUGUGGUAUGAGCCAUAAAAUAAAAUGAAUGGAACUGGAUUUUCUCUCUUUUGGGACUAGACUAACAUUUUUAUUCAAGUUUCUCUGUCCGUUUAUUUUUGUCCUUUUAGAGUCUCCCUGUGUAGGCUAGUUUCCCUGUUGUAUGCAGUGUCCUUGCUAUUCACUAUCUGGAGUUGGGAUGUGGGCUGGAAGGGAAGCACUUAGAUGACUGGAUUUGAUGAUGUGUAACUUCAAACAAAUUCGUACUAGAUAUUAAGUCCAAAAUGACUUACAAGAGCACCUGUGCCAUCUCAGAUGGCUAAUGUAAAACCCUCAAAACUUCUGUCAUUAGUGUGGCACAGUAAAAGUACAGGUAGGAUCAACAUCCGUGCUACCAUGGAAUGACAGAGCUGAAACCCUGGUGGCUUGUCACAUGUUGCUGCUGCAGCUGCUGUCUCUGACGUUUCCUUUCUUAAGACUGCUUCUUUCAGUGGAGCUGUUUGCUUGUGAACUUCUGUGGAACAGCAAGUGUUCCAGCUGUUGAAUGGAAUGCUCUCAUGAGAGGGCAUUGUGGAAACUAACUAGUCUCUGGAAAAAAAACAAAACACUUUUAACCAGUAUUUUAUACAUAAGGGGACAAGGGUGGGACAUGAUGUGAUUCAUCUGUUGUGUUAUGUAAAUAAAGAUUUUUUUCAACCAGAA